Messenger RNA from Poecilia latipinna (sailfin molly), 911 nucleotides. RefSeq names its product ubiquitin conjugating enzyme E2 D4 (gene ube2d4). The transcript is spliced from 7 exons. The record is from RefSeq and is a predicted model, not a curated record. The coding region runs from base 43 to 552 and encodes 169 amino acids. NCBI's taxonomy places the organism in Eukaryota, Metazoa, Chordata, Actinopteri, Cyprinodontiformes, Poeciliidae.
UUUCUCUCUAACGCUGUAGCGGAUGAUGUAUUUACUCGCUGAAUGACAGCUGCACGGUGGUUGCCAAAUUUGAACCCUACAGUCAGUGUUGCCAUAUAUGGAAUGGCAAAUGGGCCACUGGAGCAGGCUAUGGAACUGUCCGACCUGCAGAGGGACCCUCCUGCCCAGUGUUCUGCUGGACCAGUCGGUGAUGACUUGUUUCAUUGGCAGGCAACAAUAAUGGGUCCAAGUGACAGCCCAUACCAGAGUGGAGUGUUUUUCCUCACCAUUCACUUUCCAACAGAUUAUCCCUUCAAACCACCAAAAGUUGCAUUCACAACAAAAAUAUACCACCCUAAUAUCAACAGCAAUGGAAGUAUUUGUCUGGACAUCCUGAGGUCACAGUGGUCACCUGCACUCACAGUGUCAAAAGUAUUAUUGUCUAUCUGCUCCCUUCUUUGUGAUCCAAAUCCAGAUGACCCUCUGGUUCCAGAGAUUGCUCAUACAUACAAAGCUGACAGGGAAAAGUACAACAAACUAGCAAGAGAAUGGACACAGAAGUAUGCUAUGUGAGAACACCAGGGAGAUCAAAAUACAAACGAGAACAAAAGAACCCACAAAGGAUUUGUUACUUGAUACAAAUGAACAACGGAGAUGAGGGAAACGAAAAGUUUAAAAAACAAAACAGCCCACAUUUUGAGAAGGAAGCGAUCCAACGCGGUACGGCGCCUCUUGGCUUUUGGUGUGCUGAGCUGCUACAAUGUGCUGUCCUUCAUUACCGGUAUAGAUCUGCAGAGCAGGACCCGGCGGCCUACUUAAAGCGCUCCCAUAUGGAAUACUGGAAUUUCUUUACAGUCCCUGAUGCCACACACUGACUGUAAACUGGUAGUCAUUCUGUCGUGAAUUAUCACGGUUGUUAUUCAUACGCUUCA